Dendrobium catenatum is the source of this 2411-nucleotide messenger RNA. Its product is annotated as cellulose synthase-like protein E6. The transcript has 8 exons. Gene Ontology annotation, biological process: cellulose biosynthetic process; plant-type primary cell wall biogenesis. Gene Ontology annotation, molecular function: mannan synthase activity; cellulose synthase (UDP-forming) activity. Gene Ontology annotation, cellular component: trans-Golgi network; plasma membrane. Lineage: Eukaryota; Viridiplantae; Streptophyta; Magnoliopsida; Asparagales; Orchidaceae. The record is from RefSeq and is a predicted model, not a curated record. The coding region runs from base 72 to 2264 and encodes 730 amino acids.
CUGAAGUUAUUAAACUCAAGAAAGGAAAAAAGGAGGCAGAAAGAAAGGGAAGAAGAGAGGGAGAAGUAGAGAUGGAUACAACGGAGGGCCGUCUAUUUGAGGUGAAAGUAGGGAAGGGAAGGGCGUGGAAGUGGUUGUACGCGGGUUCAAUGCUACUGGGGUUGCUUCUGAUUUGGGUGUACAGGGCCUCGCACGUGCCGGAGGCCGGAGAAAAGGGGAGGUGGGCGUGGACGGCGGUGUUCGCCGCCGAGCUAUGGUUCGGCUUCUAUUGGUUUCUCACACUCUCCAUUCGCUGGAACCCGAUUUACCGCUAUACUUACAAGGACAAGCUCUCCCAUAGUUUUGAAGACAAACUGCCAGCAAUAGAUGUUUUUAUAUGUACUACGGAUCCCACCAUUGAACCCCCCAUAGUAGUCAUCAACACAGUUUUAUCAGUUCUGGCCUAUGAUUAUCCACCAGAGAAACUAAAUGUUUAUUUAUCUGAUGAUGGUGGUUCAAUCUUAACAUUCUAUGCGAUGAUUGAGGCAUCUCUAUUUGCAAAAUCAUGGAUCCCUUUUUGCAAGAAGUUCAAUGUCAAGUAUAUGGCACCUUCGCUCUUCUUUUCAAAAUCAUCAAUUCCAAUACAUGAUCCAAGUUUCUCAAAAUGGGUAGCUAUGGAAAAAUUGUACAAAGAAAUGAAGAGUCGAAUUGAAGCAUCAAUGAAACUUGGUGACAUUUCAAAUGAGAUUAAAGCAGGUCAUGAAGGCUUUACAAACUGGAGCUCCAAAACAUCUUCUAAUGAUCACCAUGCCAUUAUCAAGAUACUAAUUGAUGGAAGAGAUCAAAAUGCUAGAGACUUCGAAGGAUUUGCAAUGCCAACUAUUGUUUACAUGGCUCGUGAGAAACAUCCAAAAUAUCAACUUAAUUUUAAAGCUGGAGCUCUAAAUGCAUUGUUGAGAAUUUCUGAGCAAAUAAGCAAUGGAUCAAUCAUUCUCACAAUUGAUUGUGAUAUGUGUGCUAAUAAUGUUGAAUCAAUCAGAGAUGCUUUAUGCUUCUUCAUGGAUGAAGAGAGAGGCCAUGAGUAUGCUUUUGUGCAAUUUCCUCAUAAUUUUGAAAACCUCACCCAGCAAGACUUAUAUGCAAGCUCCUUCAAAAUGAUUCACAAGGUAUAUUUUCCUGGGCUAGAUGGGUUAGGAGGCCCAAUGUACACAGGUUCAUGUUGUUUCCAUAGGAGAGAUUGUCUAAAUGGGAGAAAAUACAGUGAACUAAAUAAAAUUGAGCUAAAGAGGGAAAACCCAAAGAUUCAAGAAACAAAUAUGAGUACUUUAGAAGAAAGAACCAAGAAUCUUGCAUCUUGCUCCUAUGAAGAGAACACACAAUGGGGAAAAGAGAUGGGUUUGAAGUAUGGAUGUCCUGUUGAAGAUGUGAUGACUGGAUUCUCCAUUAAAUGUAGAGGUUGGAAAUCAGCAUAUUUCAGUCCAAAAAGAGAGCCUUUCCUUGGUCUUGCUCCAACGACACUCUCUCAGGCACUAAUACAGCACAAGAGAUGGUCUGAAGGUUAUUUUCAAAUUCUACUCUCCAAGUUUUGUCCCUUCCUUUAUGGUUUUGGAAAAACAAAGCUUGGCCUUCAAAUGGGUUAUAGCAUUUGCUGCUUUUGGGCUAUCAACUCAAUUCCAACUCUUAUCUAUAUUUUCAUCCCUUCUAUUUGCCUCAUAAAUGGAAUAUUUUUAUUCCCAAGUGUUUCUAGCCUUUGGUUCAUGCCAUUUGCAUUUGUGAUGACAUUUAGCACUGUUGUUAGCAUUUGGGAGUCACUUCUUCAUGGACUAACAUUAAAGUGUUGGUGGAAUGAUACAAGAAUGUGGUUAUAUAGAAGAACAACUUCAGACCUAUUUGCUUUAGUAGAUACUAUCCUAAAGCUAUUGGGUUUCAUUGAUUCAACCUUUGUUAUUACACCAAAGGUGGCUGAUGAAGAGGCAUAUAAGAGGUAUGAGAAAGAGAUUAUGGAGUUUGGCUCUACUUCGCCAAUGUUUACAAUAUUGUGUACAAUAGCAAUGCUUAACCUCUUGUGCCUGGUUGGAGGAAUCAUAAAAGUGAUAAUGAAUGAAGGAAUUGGAUAUUUGGAUCAUAUGUUUUUGCAAUUAUUGUUGUGUGGGUCUUUGAUCCUCUUAAAUUUUACCAUCUUUCAAGCCUCAUUCUUUAGGAAUGAUAAAGGAUGCAUUCCUAUGAGUACCACACUUUCAUCAAUGGCAAUAGUCAUAGUUGUAUAUUUCAUUCCUAUUUUUUAAGACAAAGAACUUCAUAAGGGUGCAAUAUGCAUGCUUACAAAGACAAAUGAACUUUCAUUACAAAAUAUCAUAUAUGAAAAGGUCUUAGCCUCUACAUGUAACAUAGCAUAUUCAAUUCUAAACUUGAGUAUACUUUUGAUUAUUGUA